Oryzias melastigma (Indian medaka) is the source of this 2380-nucleotide messenger RNA. RefSeq names its product annexin A13, like (gene anxa13l). The record is from RefSeq and is a predicted model, not a curated record. The coding region runs from base 564 to 1631 and encodes 355 amino acids. The transcript has 11 exons. Gene Ontology annotation, molecular function: calcium-dependent phospholipid binding; calcium ion binding. Lineage: Eukaryota; Metazoa; Chordata; Actinopteri; Beloniformes; Adrianichthyidae. Gene Ontology annotation, cellular component: cytoplasm.
AUAAUCACUGCUGCGAAACAGUGGGUGCUGUUACGCUAUGGCGACCCCGAAAGGGAUAAGCUGAAAGUGAACUACAUUUUUGUUGUACCGCUAAUGUUAGGUUGGGGGUGUGAGAGAGUGUUAAAAGAUGGAUUACGGAAAGAAAGGGCAGGGUUUGCUCACAACUCGGAGGCAAAUUUUUAGUGAACUCCUGCUGAAACUAUAUCCUAGAAAGAAAAAAAAAACAUUUGUUGGGUAAUUUUGGCUAAAAACUGCAAAAUCAUUAUUAAAAGACCACUGGGAAGGCUUUUAUAAUAGAUCACAAGAUUAUUGGAUUGGGAUUUUAACAUUUUACACAAUUAAACUUUCUGCCAAUUUUCAUAUAUUAUAACCAAGAAAUGUAAACAAAAAAAUAUAUUUCUGUUUUAACCAAGUUUACUUGAAUUUUGAGUUUCUUUAGCUCAGCUUCAAUUCCUAUUUCCAUAAAUGAAUUCUGUAUAUUUUAAGUACAUAUUUGUUUAAGAAAAAAAGGAAAGCAAACAAACUCCUCCCCUCAUUGCCUACACCCACCUGCCCCACCUUGCAUGACCGAUGACGUCACCUCCGCAAGCGCAGCCCAUCCUGCUCGGAGCGCACAGACUCAGCAUCAAGACUUAAGGAAGCGCAACCUCUAUAUAACCAUCUACAGCAGAGAGGAAAACAUGGGCAACGUGCAGCCCACCAUAGUCCCAUAUGAGGAUUUUGACGUCAUGACUGAUAUAAAAGCAUUAAGAAAAGCUUGUAAAGGACUAGGGACAGACGAGGAGGCCAUCAUCCAAAUCCUGGCCAAUCGUUCUGCAGCUCAGCGCGUUGAAAUUAAACAGGCGUAUUUUGAAAAGUACGACGACGAGCUGGAGGAGGUCAUCAAGAAGGAACUGUCGGGCAGCUUUGAGAAAGCCAUCGUGGCCAUGUUGGACCAUCCUCACAUCUUCUUUGCCAAAGAGCUCUGGAACGCCAUCAAGGGGGCGGGUACUGAUGAAGCAGUGCUGGUUGAGAUCCUGUGCACUGCCACAAAUAAUGACAUCUUGAGCUACAAGGAGGCUUAUCUUCAAGCCCAUGAACGUGACCUGGAGGCAGAUAUUGAGGACGACACCAGUGGAGAUGUCAGAAAUCUGCUCAUCUCACUGCUGCAGGCAAGUAGGGAUGAAGGUUAUGAAGUGGAUGAGGAUUUAGCCGACCAGGAUGCUACAUCUUUAUUUGAGGCAGGAGAGGGCAGGUUUGGCACAGACGAGUCCACCUUCACCUACAUCCUGACACACAGGAACUACAUGCAGCUUCAGGCCACUUUUAAGGCCUACGAGUCGCUGUCUGGUACAGAUAUUUUAGACACCAUUGACUCUGAGGCGACAGGGACUCUGAAGGACUGCUACACCACGCUCGUGAGGUGUGCAAAGAACCCACAGCUGUACUUUGCCAGACGCCUCAAUGCUGCAAUGAAAGGUCUGGGCACAGAUGAGGACACGCUUAUUCGCAUCAUCGUGGGUCGCUCUGAGAUUGACCUGGAGACGGUGAAGGACAUGUACCUGGAAAAGUACGACGUGACCCUGAAAGACGCCUUGGAUUCUGAGUGUGGGGGGGACUUCAAACGUCUCCUCAUUGAGAUCCUGCACUGACAUGUCUGCCCCUCACCUCCACCUCCACCCUAACCCUGCCCAGGCCUUAAUUAUAGCUUUACACCCAUCAUUACACUCAUUUUCCCGAGUCAUGCUAUCUUUAUCUCACUUUAAGCAAUUUUGCAACCAACUCAGUCAUAAAUUGGACCAGAAAAAUAAUCAUAUUUAUAAGCUUAAAUGUCUUUUAUCUGCACUUUUUAUUUAUCCAGAUAACCAUACAGACAUUUUGAAGGUUUUCCAGCUGUGAGAUGUCCUCUUCUCCGUCACCCUUUGUCUCUUUAAUGCCUUUUCACACGAUUUUUUUAACUUUAACACCCAAAGUGUUCAUCAUCUAACUUUUAAUAUUGAAAUGCCUAAAAUAACUUAUUAUAUAUUCACAUAUUGUAGCCUUUUGUAGUCACAUACCUUUAAUCUAAAUGUGAUUUUAAAUUAUUUCAGUCAGCUCACAAGAUGCCUUGAUCUUAAAUUCAGUACUUUCAGUGACUACAUUUACUGCAGGAAAAAAACACUGGGCUUCAUUGGGUCUGUAUUCCAAACUCUUUGUACAAUAAGGCAUGUGAUUGUAGUCGUAGCUCACUGUGGAAGUCAUUUUAAUUUUUGUAUAUGCUUUUAAUUUAUUACGGAGCAACCAAAUGACACGGGUUCCAUAAAACAUGGUUUUUAGGAACAUGUUUUAGUAACACUUAUUGGUUGCUAUUGCAAAACGUGGUGCAAAACAUAUUCCUUAAUAAAUUUUAACCUGACUAAAA